This is a messenger RNA of Fusarium coffeatum, 1428 nucleotides long. RefSeq lists its product as uncharacterized. Gene Ontology annotation, biological process: pantothenate import across plasma membrane. The record is from RefSeq and is a predicted model, not a curated record. Gene Ontology annotation, molecular function: pantothenate transmembrane transporter activity. Lineage: Eukaryota; Fungi; Ascomycota; Sordariomycetes; Hypocreales; Nectriaceae. The transcript has 4 exons. Gene Ontology annotation, cellular component: plasma membrane. The coding region runs from base 1 to 1428 and encodes 475 amino acids.
AUGUCGAAACUGAAGGAGUAUCUGCAUGUGGACUACAAGCCAGGCGAGAGACGUCUGGUCCAGAAGAUUGACUUUUUUAUCUUGACAUUUUGUUGUCUGAGUUAUCUUGUCAACUAUUUGGAUCGGAAUAACAUCAAUAAUGCCUAUGUUUCUGGUAUGAAGGAGGAUCUUGGGUUUGAGGGUGAUCAAUUGAACCAGAUCUUUACCUGUUUCACAGUUGGUUAUGUCAUCGGUCAGGUUCCUUCAAACCUCUCUCUACAAUACAUCAAACCUCGCAUCUGGUUCCCUCUCAUGAUGGUUCUCUGGGGCGGCCUCACAAUGGUCACCGCCUCAGUCCAAAGCCCAAAGUCCAUCAUGGCAAUCCGCUUCUUCCAAGGUAUCUGCGAAGCAUCAACCUUUGUCGGCACCCACUACAUCCUCGGAUCGUGGUACACAGAGCGAGAACUGGGCAAGAGGAGUGGUAUCUUCACAGCCUCAGGUCUAGCUGGAACCAUGAUUGGAGGUUUCAUCCAGACUGGCAUUCACGCAAGUCUGGAUGGUAAGAGUGGACUGAGCGGUUGGCGAUGGCUGUUCAUUAUUGACGGUCUUAUUACCAUCCCUAUCGCUAUCUAUGGAUUCUUCUUGUUUCCUGAUACGCCGCAUACGACUACCGCAUUCUAUCUUUCGGAAGACGAGCGGGCUCUGGCUAUUUCCCGCGUUCCUCCGGCUGAAGAACGUCCUAAACUCACGUUUGGCUACGGAAAGAUGGUUCUUACGUCUUGGUUCUGGUGGGGAUUUGUUAUCCUCUGGGUUAUUGCAGGCGAGACAGAGUCUUUCAGUACAAACGCGCUCUUUGCUCUGUUCCUCCAGAACCAUCCUACCAACACGUACACCGUCGCGCAGAAGAACAACUACCCUAGUGGUGUCCCAGCAGUUGGCAUUGUGUCUACCCUUUUCUGGGCAACUUUGACGGAUUUCUUGUCUGGCAAGCGAUAUCUUGUUGGUUACUUUAUCGGCAUCACGGGUAUCGCGACAUCGAUCAUGGUCCUCGUUGCCUCCAGAGAUCCAACAAACCCACAUUCGACAACUGUUGUUUUCGCGUCUUACUACUGGGCUGGAUCCGUGUAUGCGUGCCAAGCUACAUUCUUUGCCUGGUGCAACGACGUUAUGCGCUAUGAAUCAGCCAUGUUCCGCGGUAUCGUCCUUGCUGGAAUGAAUACAGGCAGUAAUGUUAUCAACGCCUGGUGGAGUAUUGUGUUCUAUGGUGCUUCAAUGGCUCCCUGGUUUAUUCGAGGAAUGUGGGCAAUGAUUGCAUGUAGUAUCGCCAUGAUUAUUUGGUGCGCUGCUUUGACUUGGAGAACUCAUAAGUAUAUGCAGACUGCGACGGUUAAUUCCGAGAGACAUAGCGUGGAGCAUGAGAAGCACGAGAUGGGAAAGGAAGAGGCAUGA